AAACGCCAUUCGCCUCUAAAUGAGAAGCCCCGCACGCUUUGUAGAGAAAGAUAGCAUCUUUAUUCUCCUGGUUCUAAGUUUUUAUUAUAAUAACAGCAGUAUGACUACAGGCUAACAUUUAAGGGUUUGGCAUAAUCUAAACUGGAAUAAAAAGUUUAUUUGGGGUCUUGGAGCUCCUUAUCAUAUAUUGAGUCACUUGUACGGCUGGUUCUUGCAAGAAUUAUCAUUUAUUCAGUAUCUCUAAAAAAGGAUUCAAAGUUGUCUUUUCUUAUGCAGGCGGCUCCCAAGAAGGCUAGAUUGGAGCCUAAUACAAUGUCUAUAAGAGGUCCAAUCCCUAAUGGGCCAAUGCAUCCCCGCCCCCUAGUUGCACUUUUAGAUGGCAGGGAUUGCUCAAUUGAAAUGCCCAUUUUGAAAGAUGUUGCAACUGUUGCUUUUUGUGAUGCCCAGUCUACACAAGAAAUUCAUGAAAAGGUAUUAAAUGAAGCAGUUGGGGCACUGAUGUGGCACACUAUCACAUUGACAAAAGAAGAUUUGGAUAAAUUUAAAAGCUUGCGUGUCAUCAUUAGAAUAGGCAGUGGCUAUGAUAAUGUUGAUGUUAAAGCUGCAGGAGAAAUGGGCAUAGCCGUUUGUAAUGUACCUGGUUAUGGUGUAGAGGAAGUAGCAGAUUCAACCUUGUGCCUCAUUUUGAAUUUAUACCGCCGUACUUACUGGCUUGCAAAUAUGGUUCGUGAGGGAAAGAAAAUAAAUGGACCUGAACAACUUCGAGAUGCUGCUCAAGGAUCUGCAAGAAUUAGGGGUGACACGCUUGGUAUUGUGGGUUUAGGCCGUGUUGGUACUGCUGUAGCAAUUAGAGCAAAAGUAUUUGGCUUCAAUGUUAUUUUUUAUGAUCCUUAUUUGGCGGAUGGGAUUGAAAAAUCACUUGGUAUAACCCGUGUUUACACACUUCAAGAGCUUCUGUUCCAAAGUGAUUGUGUUUCGCUGCAUUGUAAUUUAAAUGAACAUAAUCAUCAUCUAAUUAAUGACUACACAAUCAAACAAAUGAGACCAGGAGCCUUUCUUAUUAAUACUGCUCGAGGUGGUCUAGUGGAUGAGCAUGCUUUAGCAGCUGCCUUAAAAGAUGGGAGAAUACGAGCAGCAGCUCUUGAUGUUCAAGAGAAUGAGCCUCUGGUGUUUGCUAAUAGUCCUCUCAAAGAUUGUCCCAAUCUCAUCUGCACACCUCAUUCAGCAUUCUAUAGUGAGCAGAGUGUGACUGAAUUGCGUGAAAUGGCUGCAGGUGAAGUUCGGCGUGCUAUUCUUGGACGCAUCCCUGAAAGUUUACGGAAUUGUGUCAAUAAGGAGUAUUUCAACCCCACCACUAGUGCACCGCGAUAUCCAUUUCCCCCAGUAGGCCCAUUUGACAGUAUAAACGGUGCAACUGGUUAUCCAGGAUUUAAUCCUGCUGUUGCAGCAGUUGCCAUUCACUCAACAACAGAUCAUCCAGCAGUUUCUCAUGGAGGAGCUAUUUUGACCACUGCCCACACUGCCCCAGAUUCUGGAAAUCAUGUGCCCAAACCAGAGAACCCUAGUCCUGUCCAUUAGGUUGGGAUUUGUUUGGGGGAAAGGUUGAAGGCAGCAUGUACUCAUGAACAUAAAAUAGGCAAGAUUCUGAUUGCUGAACCUUGUCUGUCAACAAGAAAAUUAUAACAGUAUCAUUGUAAUUGUGUGGAUGUGAGGUUUUUUUUUUUUUUUUUUUUUGCUUUUGAUUGAUUCUUUUAUUUUAAGUUUGACCAGCUCAUGUUUUUGGUUGAAUAUCAAUUAUUAUUUUUUACUUGAGAGAAAGGAAUGUAUUAUAUUUAUGGAGAAAGUGUUAAAAAUUAUUUAGAUUAAAUAUUUGUUGUUCAACCAAUCCGUUAAAUUUCAUUGACUAACUGCUAAGUAUGACAAGGGUGUUUUAUUCCAGAUCUGAUGUUUGUUCUUGGCUUACCAUCAAAUCCUAUAACCUACCAUUAAAUUACUUUAAAAAUUUUCUUAUCUAUUAAAUCUGUUUUACUUAAUGUAGUUUCAUUUUUUCUGUCAAAGCACUUUAAUUUUUUAGACAUUAAUUAAUUUGUAAUAUUUAUCCUGUAUUUGAAAUACAAUUUUAUUGAAAUUUUGGUAUGGAUUUAGAUUUAUUUGGUUCAGCAUCGUUACUUUGUACUGUUUUGUGAAGCUCAUUUGUGUGAAAUUUAGAUAGUUAAGCAAAUUUUAUAUGCUUACUUGUAAGAUUUUUUAAUUAAAAUUUUAAGUAGCUUUAUUUUUCUUUUAAAAUCACAACAGGUUUUAAUUAUAUCUAUUAAUUGGAAGUACUUUUUUGCUAUUUGUUGAAAAUUAUCACUGCACAGUUAUCUUAUGACUCCACAUGGAUUUCUACAUAUGCUUUAAAAUUUCUUUUAUCAUACUUUCAUUUACUAAGUAUCUCAUGGUAGCUCACUAAUUUUUCUAGUAAUUCGUUUUUUCAAGUAAGCUUUCAAGAAAUAAUAUUUGAAUACCCUUCUAUACAUCUUUUAAGAUACCUGCAGUUUAUUGAAUAGGUUGUGUUAUGCCAGUACAUGAACGAAGAUGACCUGUUCUAAAUUUAAAUUGUAUGCAAUAGACAAAGUAUAAAAUUUAUUGUAGUAAAUUGAAUUUUGUUCUCCAUAUUUCCAAUCUCAUGUUGUGAGCUUAUACCUUUUACUUUGUCAUGAGUGUAUUAAUUUUUUAAAAGUUUAUAUAUCAUAGUUUAGAAAAUUUUACAGAAGUAAUAAGUACAUUUUUCCCCCCAGAAAUUUUAGUUCUUAGUUUAAUUCUGUUGUGUUUGUAUCAUCUUAGCUUGACCAUUCUAUAAAAAAACUUUGUAUUUUGCUUAUUAAAGUUAGUUUAUGAUAUUCCAGCUUUCAACAAUUACAUGUGAGCAAAAUUGUAUAUAUUGUAAAUAUUUUUGUAGAGUAAAGAUUUUCAUUCUCAUGAUAAACAUAACUAUUCAUAAAUCAUAAUUAUAGAAUAAACUAUCAAUUUGUCUAGAUGUCAAAUCAUCUCGAAGUUUACUUUGUCCAUGUUAUGAAUGCAUAAACAAUAACUUCUUUUAUUUAGAACUCAUUUACAAGAACAGAGUAUUGGCUUUCUAGAAGUAACCAAUGGUCUGAACUCCGAAACUAUGCAGUGAUGAAUAUUUUCAAUGCCCUGGUUAGAUCGCUACAAAACCUGGGAUUUAAUUUUUUUGUAUUAAAAAGUUUUUUCUCUCAAAUUUUGUUAUUGAGAAUCAGGGUUUUUUUUUUUUUUGUAGCGGAUUCCACAAAUUGUAUUACCUUACUCCUAGUUUUCAAAAUCUAUGCAUAUGUGCAAUUAGUGUCCCAAAAUCCAAAUCUCAGUUAUAACUAACAUGUACAAACUAAAACUAUUGAAGUUUAUUUUAUUUUUUUUUUCAAUAGAAAUUUAAUGUCAGUGAAGUUUACCACCACUUGUAAUUAACAUUUCAUUGCACUAUGCUAGCAUCUGUUUGUUUUUUUCCAUUAAUUAUUGUAUGUGUAUUUGUAAAGUUCAUGCUUGUUUGUACAAUUGAUUCCCUAAAUGUUUCUCUAUUUUAUCCAAUAUUACAAGUAGCUAUUUAGUUAAUUUUUUUUAUCUGUAAAAGAAAAGCUACCUUCUUUCAUGUUAAGUCCUGUGAGCAUUUUUUUUUUGUAAUGGCAACUCUAUGACUUUUGGAUGGAAACAGUGACACAGGAAUCAUACAUAAUCAAUACUAAUUUUAUAAUGUGCUUUUAAUGUGGGGAAAUAUCAGUUGUUCUGCUUUUAUCUUCCACAAGAACUUGUUAAUAAAAUUAAAUGACUUUUGUAA
Molecule: messenger RNA, 3832 nt
Organism: Physella acuta
Lineage: Eukaryota; Metazoa; Mollusca; Gastropoda; Physidae
Product: C-terminal-binding protein
Biological process (GO): regulation of transcription by RNA polymerase II
Cellular component (GO): nucleus
Molecular function (GO): oxidoreductase activity, acting on the CH-OH group of donors, NAD or NADP as acceptor; DNA-binding transcription factor binding; transcription coregulator binding
Source: RefSeq, a predicted model, not a curated record